This is a messenger RNA of Cuscuta epithymum, 1983 nucleotides long. Lineage: Eukaryota; Viridiplantae; Streptophyta; Magnoliopsida; Solanales; Convolvulaceae. The record is from the annotation of a GenBank genome assembly.
UAUUAUUCGAAAGGGGUUUCUUCAAGUUUGUCAUAGCCCCAAUGGAGAAUGUUGUGUGGGUGUUAGCAUAAAAGGAAAGCAAUUUCUAGCAUACUCCAUUUAAAGCUGUAGAAAUCUAUGAAAGAGAAGUCAAAAGAGAUUUGUAGUAUCCCAUGUAAUAUCUGAUGUAGUCUUCUGCGGUUUUAUUGGAUUGACAAAGCCGAAUUCAUUCGAACUCGAAGAAUCCGAGGUGGCGUCCGUAGAAGUCCUCAAUUAUGUCUAGGGGGCCUGAAAUUCAAUAAACCAAUCAAUAUCAAUAUCAAUAUAGUAUAUCUAUAUCUACAAUCUUAUACUGAGUACUCGUAAUAGUCAAUCAGGCAUUUUAGGGUAGAAAAAUGUGUUGGUGGAAUGGGUUUGUCUCUACCGUUUGUACAAUCUUAAUUGAGUUGCACAUUAGCCUCUACCGUUUGUACACUUUGUUAAUAGGUUUGUCUUUCCGUUUAUCCCCCAUAGCUUAUCUCGACGGCAACAUGGCGGUGGUGCCAAAUUCGUCUCCUCUUCGUUGAACAGAAGCAAUGGUUUCUCCCUCUAUCUUCGCACAAGCACAAAAUAGCGGCGCCAUCAAUUCAUACAGAUUUCCUUCUCUCAGCGGGCACAAAAUAAGCCAUGAGAAAUCAGCAUGGGUAGCUCUUCUUUUGCCGAUUUUCAGGUGAUGGUCUUGUUCCUUCUAAAAAAAGGCAGGCAAGCCGAGAGAAAUAGCAGCAACCUUUUCAACUUUUUGAAUUUAAUAGUUUGAUUUUAGUUAUUAUGAAGAGGCGGAGACAGAUUUUCUUGAUGACCAUUUUCUAAAAAAGUCCUUUUAGUUGAGCUGGGCAUUGGAAAGGAAGAAAGGGUUCGUAAACAGGCUAUACCUUUCAAGCUUCUCUGCCCCUCUGUUAGUCAGGUGGGCCUGAGGCUGGAGCAUGCAAGGCAACAGGCGCAAGGUCGGAGCAAGAGUCUUGGGUUGUGGGCGACGCCGCCGUCGAGUCGGGAAACAAUUCGAUUGGGCUGCCUGGGCUGGGAGAGUAGGAUGGUUGCUGCUGGGCAGACGCAGGUGGCAUGGCUAGAUGCACGUGGCAGCGGACAGCAACUGAGACACGGGCGGCGUCGAACAGCAGGCUAUGGAUCUGACUCUGCAACAAUUGCGCACUGUGGGAAGCAGAAGAAAACGUCUUACUCCGGGUUUGGGACCGGUACAACUAUAAUUGUUUGGGAGGAGGUUCCCCACGUAGAUUUGUACGUAACGCAGCUACCUCCUUGAGUCUGGUGCGGUAUGACCCUCAUACUUGGCCAAGGUUGUGGGUCGGAGAUGACAAUCACUGGUACACCAUACUUGGUAAGAAGGAUUGAUUACUCGGGUAAGCUGAUUCUCUUGGUUGUAAACCCCCCGUCUUACUCUGUUUCUUUGUUCUGGUGCGAGGUCUAUUUAUACCUUUACGACUAUGUUGGUAUAUUUUGAAUAUAAUGUGUCUUACGGGGUGUUUGGAACUGCUUCUGCUUCUGCUUCUGCUUCUUUUUUAAUAGCAGAAGCAGAAUCAGAAUCAGUUUUCAGAAACUGGUACCUCCCAGCUUCUAAAAAAACUGAUUCUGAGAGUAAAUUAGCGCUCCAGAAGUGCUUCUGGAAUUUCAACCAAACACUCCAGCUUUUGCUUCUGCUCCCUGAAGGAGCAGAAUCAGUUUUGAGAAUAAGAUCCAAACACCCCCUUACUCUAUACAAUGCUCUAUACAAAACCAAAAGCAGGAGAAGAAUGGGUGAGAUUUCCCACCCAAAGAGUCGGGUCAAAAAAGGGAGUCCGGUCGGGUCUUGCGGAAGAGUUUGGCAUGCUCACGAAUCUGUCUGCAAUAUGAGCAAUCUAUAGUAGCUAGGUGUGGCUUUUGUAGCUAGGUUGCGUGUUGAACUGUUAUAUUUAGAGCAUGUCUAUGAAUAAAUGUACAAGCUACUUUAAUGCACAGUACAAAUUAUUA